Cyclopterus lumpus (lumpfish) is the source of this 2949-nucleotide messenger RNA. It is a transcript of the gene ptdss1a, whose product is annotated as phosphatidylserine synthase 1a. NCBI's taxonomy places the organism in Eukaryota, Metazoa, Chordata, Actinopteri, Perciformes, Cyclopteridae. Bases 101 to 1537 code for a protein of 478 amino acids. The transcript is spliced from 13 exons. The record is from RefSeq and is a predicted model, not a curated record. Gene Ontology annotation, biological process: phosphatidylserine biosynthetic process. Gene Ontology annotation, molecular function: L-serine-phosphatidylethanolamine phosphatidyltransferase activity.
GUGCAGCAGCAGCAGUGUGUGUGGUGGUCGCAGGCGGUAGUGGAGCACUUUCUCACGUUACUGUGAGGCGCCGCUGCUCGCCGCUCUGCGUCCUCCUGACAUGGCUUCAGUGUACACCUUGAGCAAGGAUGAUGUGAACUACAGGAUGCAUUUCCGAAUGAUAAACGAGCAGCAGGUCGAGGAUAUCACCAUCGAGUUCUUCUACAGGCCGCACACGAUAACGCUGCUGACAUGCACGGUGCUCAGCCUGAUGUAUUUCGCGUUCGCGAGAGAUGAUGGAAAUCCCAACAAUAAUCUUUGGGUGGGGCUCAUCCUGGUCAUCUCCUUCUUUCUUGUCAUCAGUGUUUUGGCAUUUCCCAACGGUCCAUUCACUAGACCACACCCAGCAAUAUGGCGAAUAGUUUUUGGUCUGAGUGUCCUCUACUUCCUGUUCCUGGUGUUAAUCAUCUUCCUCAACUGGCAACAAGUGAAGCAGCUAAUGUAUUGGCUGGACCCAAACCUGCGUUAUGCCAAGAGAGAGGCAGACAUAAUGGACUAUGCGGUGAACUGCCAUGUCAUCACCUGGGAGAGAAUCCUGAGCCAUUUUGACAUUUUUGCAUUUAGCCAUUUCUGGGGCUGGGGUAUGAAGGCCCUGCUGAUUCGAAGCUAUGGCCUCUGCUGGACCAUCAGUAUUACAUGGGAGCUUACUGAGCUAUUUUUCAUGCAUCUGCUGCCUAACUUCGCUGAGUGCUGGUGGGACCAGGUGAUUCUGGACAUUCUGCUGUGUAAUGGAGGGGGCAUCUGGCUUGGCAUGACUGUCUGUCGCUUUUUGGAGAUGAGGACCUACCACUGGGCCAGUAUUAAGGACAUCCACACCACCACGGGGAAGAUCAAGCGAGCCGCGUUGCAGUUCACCCCCGCGAGCUGGACCUACGUACGCUGGCUUGACCCAAAGUCUUCCCUGCAGCGAGUGAUGGGCGUCUAUCUGUUCAUGAUUAUCUGGCAGCUAACAGAGUUGAACACAUUCUUCCUCAAGCACAUCUUCAUCUUCCCUGCAAGCCAUGCUCUUAGCUGGUGUCGGAUCCUGUUUGUUGGUAUCAUCACAGCUCCAACAGUGAGGCAGUAUUAUGCGUACCUCACAGACACCCAGUGCAAGAGAGUUGGGACGCAGUGCUGGGUAUUUGGGGCAAUCGCUUUUCUGGAGGCCUUGGCGUGUAUUAAGUUUGGACAGGACUUGUUCUCAAAAACCCAGAUCCUCUAUGUGAUCCUCUGGCUGCUGUGUUUGGCCUUCAUUACAUUCCUGUGCCUGUUUGGAAUGGUGUCGUGUGCUGAAAAUUAUGGUCCAAGAAGAAAGAACCUCUCAGAAUGUGAAGACAGUAAUUACCCUGAAUAUGCUGACCAUGUGUCAGGCGUCUAUAAAGUGUUUGACCCUCGUUUUUCAGAAGAGACAGAUGUGGACGACGACGACGACGAGGAGGAGGAGGUCAGCCCUCCGACCCGGCGCAGAGGGAAGGGCUCCGAAAAAACCAAAUCCAUCAAUGGCCUGGACAGCCAGUAGGAGUUGGAGCCAGAGGCUGGUGUGCGACUCCUGAACUCACUCCAGGGAGCCAGGUGUGAAGGAUCACAGGUUGAAAAAGGGGGUAAAGAUACAAUCACUUCCUGGUGUAAUUAAAGUCAAAAGCCCCUCACUACCGUAGAGGGAGUGGAGACAGGAGAGGCGAAGUGGAUGAACAGGCCCAUGCAGUGUUUAUUAGGAGUGCACAGGGGCUUGGACUAGAGAUACACACUUAACUGUGUGCUGUAGUCACACAAAACUCCUAAACCACUCAUCACAGGUUUUUGUGUGUGUGAAGAGAGCGAGAGAGAGAGAGAGAGCGUGGUUGUGUGUUUGUGAGAAAGAGGUGGCAAUAAAAACUGCCAAUUGUAGACUGCAUGAUCAUUGUAGCUGAUAAACUAUAAUUUACAAUUAUUCUACGAUACAGUAUAUCAUUAAUGGUCAUAGUACAUUUGACUGGUUUACACCAGCCUCAACUCGUAUGUUGGUUCAACACAUUUCAAUGUUAAAAGCCAUUAUCUAGACAUGAUCACAUUAAUUGAAGCCUCUAUGUUUAUAACUUGAAUGUGGGCAGGAUUUUAAUGCAAGACUGCUUUAGCUUGGCAGGAUCCUUGACUGAGGAUUGUGUUUGACCUGGAACAAAGCAAAGCACACAGUUUAAGCACUUUUCAGAAUGUUUUCUUGCAAAUACUGUACAUUUUGUAAUGCUUGAGUAUUUUGUGAAUCAUUGUGACCUUGAGUGAUUUUACUCUCUGUCCAUCUGUGGCUGCUAUCUUCUUCUUUUUUUGUUCUCUCUCUACUGAUAAUGGAGGGCAAUUAUUCAAAUUCCUGCAUGUGUUGUCUGGUUCUACCUGUCGAAGUGCAGGUGUGUUUUUGUUUUACUGUCGACCUUCUUGGUAUGGCAUAUAUUGCAUUUGCAUGGCUGUGUCAAAUCAAAUGUUUUAGUAGGAACAUGUUAGAGUAGCGAAGAGAUCUCCGUAUGACACCAGACACCAGGGCGCUAGUAUUGUUAUUUUUAGGUCUUUCACUGUCAUCGAAACAUUUCAAUUCACCCCUUGUGCCUGUUUGCAUGUUCUUUUUUUAUUUUUAUUCUCAACUUUUCUCAGUUUGUAUUACAACUAAAUGUUUGCUUUUUGUGUUUUUGAUUCUUCUGCUCUCAAGUGCUUUCUUGAACGUUUAUUUUCAUUUGCUCUGUCGGCAUCAACUCAGUACAGAUAUAUCCCUCUUAAUCCUCGACAAUCCAGACGUUGACCUCUGUGGAAUGGACCAGACCCUGCUACAGUAGACACAAUCAAUGGUACAUUGUCUCUGGACUUAGAUGUCAUUUGCCAAAAACAAUUCUGAUUUAAAAACGGCUGUUCUUUUUCACUGUGAAAUAAUGAAACAUAAUAAAAUGUUUUACAUUUACUCUUAAA